AUGUCAGCCUCUCAGCCUCUCCAGGUCACGCAGCCGACCUUUAUCAAUCUCCCACAGCCACCUUCGAAUCCAGAUACGCCAUCGGAGACUCCAGGCACCCCAACAAGCACCACGACUUCUCUCUCCGCCGUGUCAACGACAGCAAUCAAGGACGGCCACCGCGGCGGCCAUAUCCCUCCACUUCUCCUCAGCGGAGGCGCCGUAACCGGCAGCACCAGCAGCACCGGCAGCGGCCAGCGCGUCGGCCACCAACACAAUGCAUCGACCAACAGCCUCGAGGCCGAGCGCGCCGACCGCAUCUCCCGCCUCGCCGGCCUCUCUGGCAUGACCACCCUGCGACCCACCUAUGCGCCCAAUCGAGGCAGCGUUACAAGCGGCGGCGGUGGAGGCGCUGGUAACCGCUUCAGCAGUGGGGUUUCCUCCACUCAAACAACACCUACUUCUUCGGGCGCUGGUGGCGGUGGUGGCGCUUUUAUGUCGAGCGGCAUGGCUGUCCCAGGUCCUCUGACACCCGCCUUUUUUGAUGCCCAGGGCCAGCCUGUCGCCAUCACCAAAAUGAGCACGGUGGGCACCGCCAGCGCGACGAACAGCGUCAGCGGCCGCACGCUCGGCGACGGCGACACCGUCGACGGUUCGACCAUGACCGAGGACGACGAUAUGGACGACGACGACAUCCGUAGCAUGGGCACCAACUACCACUACAGCGGCAGCACAGGCCACGGUGCUGUCGGCGACACUAUGAUGAUGCUGGACGAUGACAACCUCGAUACGGCCAGCCGCUCGGCCGGCGGUUAUGGCUAUGAAUUCGACCGCAUGAGUGACGACGGCACUGCCAGCCUCGUCGGGUUUGGAGAGGGCGCCGGCAGCACCGUGUCGGGCCCCAUCUACCACCGCCGCCCGUUGCCGCCGACCACGUCAUCGGCCGGCGCCAUGGCUGCCAACAACGCCAUGACCUGGGCCACGACACUCGAGCGCACUAACUCGGGCCUCAGUGAUGUGGCUGUUAUGGGAAGUACCAGCGGCGCCAGCACCACAGCCGGCACACCGGUUACGUCGCUACCUUCGCUCGGGGCCGGGUUGGGGAGCGGCGGAAGUGGUGGCGGCAACGGCUUGAACAUGCGCCGCGAGUUCGUCCGCUCGCCACUCGAGCAUUUCCGCGACAUGAGUGGUGGUGGCAGCAGCAGCAAUCUGAGCAACAACAGCGACAGCGGAAACGCGGUGCUUUCUUCACACGAUGCGCGUCUCAUUGAUGGCAUGGCCUUGACGGCUGCCGAUGACGACGUGUUUGUCGAUACUACCGGUCGCGGGCCGGUCCCUGUGGGUGGCAGUCCAGCUAACGCAGCCAUGUCAAAUUCAGCGGCGGCUGCUGCAUCCGCUCCUCCGCCGUUGAUGGGCUCGAUCAUCCAGGCGCACCCUAGUGCCUUGCGCGAGACACAACGGCCGCGGUCUCAUCAGCAGCAGCAACAGAACCAGUACCACAAUCACAACCACAAUCGCAACCACGGCCACAACCAAAGCCAAUCAUAUGGCGGCGGCAUGUCCCGCGAGCACGAAGCCACCGAGCAGCCCUUACAAAGUGUCCAGAACGCAGCUCAUGAGUUCGACGACCAGCAAGCGGGCAGCAGUGGAGGCGGUCCCCUCGGUAGCUUCGAUUUUGAAGAGCGCCGGUAG
This is a messenger RNA of Sporothrix brasiliensis 5110, 1671 nucleotides long. RefSeq lists its product as uncharacterized. Lineage: Eukaryota; Fungi; Ascomycota; Sordariomycetes; Ophiostomatales; Ophiostomataceae. Bases 1 to 1671 code for a protein of 556 amino acids. The record is from RefSeq and is a predicted model, not a curated record. The transcript is spliced from 2 exons.